Molecule: messenger RNA, 6750 nt
Organism: Cydia strobilella
Lineage: Eukaryota; Metazoa; Arthropoda; Insecta; Lepidoptera; Tortricidae
Gene: slo
Product: calcium-activated potassium channel slowpoke
Exons: 27
Coding region: 129-3713 (1194 amino acids)
Biological process (GO): potassium ion transmembrane transport
Cellular component (GO): postsynaptic membrane
Molecular function (GO): large conductance calcium-activated potassium channel activity
Source: RefSeq, a predicted model, not a curated record
AGGCUCGGCGCGCGACCGGCGCGGCGCGGGCUCGGCGCGCUCUCAGUCGCGCGCGGUCACGGCGUGCGAGCGCGCGCAUCUAGACACGUGCAUGGCGCGCCGAUCCGCAUGCCUCGCGCCCUCGGGGAAUGGCUUCGUCCGAGGCAGAUGCGACUACCGCGUCGAUACUUGAAGUCGAAGUCGAAGAUGACUGCCUCAGUGUUCGAAAAUGGUGGUGUUUUCUGCUCUCGUCGAUCUUCACGUUCAUCGCGGGGUUGCUCAUCGUGGUGCUAUGGCGGAUCUGUGCGUUCGUCUGCUGCCGGAAGGAGCCAGAGCUGGCCCCGAACGAUCCGAAGCAGAAGGAGCAGAAGGCGGCGCGGCAGAACAAGCAAGAGUUCGAGGGCACCUUCAUGACCGAGGCCAAGGAUUGGGCCGGCGAGCUCAUCUCCGGGCAGACCACCACCGGACGAAUACUGGUAGUGUUGGUGUUCAUUCUGAGUAUAGCAUCGCUCAUCAUCUACUUCAUUGACGCAUCAAGUGAAGAGGUGGAGCGGUGCCAGAAAUGGAGUGACAAUAUUACUCAGCAGAUCGACCUUGCCUUUAACAUAUUUUUUAUGGUCUACUUUUUUAUACGAUUUAUAGCAGCUAGUGACAAACUGUGGUUCAUGCUCGAGAUGUAUUCAUUUGUAGAUUAUUUCACGAUACCACCAUCCUUUGUAUCAAUAUACCUGGAUAGAACGUGGAUAGGGCUGAGGUUUCUAAGAGCUCUACGCUUAAUGACCGUGCCUGAUAUUUUGCAGUACCUCAAUAUAUUAAAGACAUCGAGCUCCAUUCGGUUGGCACAAUUAGUUUCUAUAUUUAUAUCAGUGUGGUUAACAGCGGCUGGCAUUAUUCAUUUGCUGGAAAACUCCGGUGAUCCAUUGGACUUUACCAAUUCGCAGCAAUUGUCGUACUGGACUUGCGUAUACUUUCUAAUAGUCACCAUGUCUACAGUAGGUUACGGUGAUGUGUUCUGCCACACGGUUCUUGGCAGAACCUUUUUGGUUUUUUUUCUUCUUGUCGGCUUGGCAAUGUUCGCUAGUAGCAUUCCUGAAAUUAUAGAGCUGGUAGGAAGUAGGUCCAAGUACAGUGGCGAGCUGAAGCGUGAACAUGGAAAAAGGCAUAUUGUUGUUUGCGGGCACAUAACAUACGAAUCAGUGAGCCAUUUUUUAAAAGACUUCCUACAUGAAGACAGAGAAGACGUGGACGUCGAGGUUGUUUUUUUACACAGGAAACCGCCCGACCUGGAGCUCGAAGGCCUGUUCAAGAGACACUUUACCACUGUGGAAUUCUUUCAAGGCACCAUUAUGAACCCAAUCGACCUACAGAGGGUAAAAGUUCAUGAAGCGGAUGCUUGCCUGGUGCUGGCCAAUAAGUACUGCCAGGACCCGGACGCCGAAGACGCCGCCAACAUCAUGAGGGUCAUCUCCAUCAAGAACUACUCUGAUGACAUAAGGGUCAUUAUUCAGCUGAUGCAGUAUCAUAAUAAGGCUUACCUUCUGAACAUUCCAUCGUGGGACUGGAAGCAGGGCGACGACGUGAUCUGCCUGGCGGAGCUGAAGCUGGGGUUCAUCGCGCAGAGCUGCCUCGCGCCCGGCUUCUCCACUAUGAUGGCCAACCUCUUCGCUAUGAGGAGCUUCAAGACGUCCCCCGACACACAAGCUUGGCAGAAUGAUUACCUGCAGGGUACGGGCUGCGAGAUGUACACGGAGACUCUAUCCACCUCAUUCACUGGAAUGAGCUUCCCUUCCGCGAGCGAGUUGUGCUUCACGAAGCUGAAGCUGCUGCUACUAGCCAUCGAGAUCAAGGGCGAGGAGGGCGCGGACAGCAAGAUCUCCAUCAACCCCCGCAGUGCCAAGAUCCACGCCAACACGCAGGGCUUCUUUAUUGCGCAGUCCGCUGAUGAGGUUAAAAGGGCUUGGUUUUACUGUAAGGCUUGCCAUGACGACAUCAAAGAUGAAACACUCAUCAAGAAAUGCAAAUGCAAAAACUAUGUUGGAAUGAUGAUGAUGCAGACUGGGAUGGUGAAACAGAUUAAUUCAUAUCGGGGUUUAGACGUGGCUACGUUCAGGAAGGGCGUACGAGCCGUCCAGAUGGUUGGCCGGGCAAAUGACCACCAUCCUCCCCCCACCUUCACGCCGCCAGAGUUGCCCAAGAAGGUGCAUCAUCGAGGUGAAAUCGCGAGAGAACGAGGUGAAGACAUUAGUUUAAUAAACAGAAACCAUAGAAGUGCACCGAAUGCUCUCCUGUCUCCAAACGCGAACCAGCUGAUGAACACAACGACGACGAGGCAGGUCAACAAAGUCAAGCCAAACGUAAACAGAGCUCCACCUGACACGAACCCUCCGGAUCAGGACACGAAUUACCAAGCGUACCACCUAGCCUACGAAGUGAAAAAGCUCAUGCCGACGAGUAGAAGCAGCGGCGGCAACCAGAACAGUAACGGCGUGAGUCUGCCAGCGGGCCUGGCCGACGACCAGUCGAAGGAUUUCGACUUCGAGAAGACUGAAAUGAAAUACGACUCCACUGGCAUGUUCCAUUGGAGUCCCGCCAAGAAUCUGGAGGAUUGUAUAUUAGACAGAAACCAAGCGGCGAUGACCGUCCUAAACGGCCACGUGGUGGUCUGCCUGUUCGCGGACCCCGACUCGCCGCUAAUAGGCCUGCGGAACCUCGUGAUGCCGCUGCGGGCCUCCAACUUUCACUACCACGAGCUGAAACACGUGGUGAUUGUCGGGAGCGUCGACUACAUCAGAAGGGAAUGGAAGAUGUUGCAGAAUCUGCCAAAGAUUUCUGUUUUGAAUGGUUCACCGCUAAGCCGAGCCGACUUGCGUGCAGUGAACGUUAACCUUUGCGACAUGUGCUGCAUCCUGUCCGCAAAGGUGCCGUCCAACGACGACCCGACGCUGGCCGACAAGGAAGCUAUCUUGGCUUCGUUGAACAUCAAGGCGAUGACCUUCGAUGACACGAUAGGCGUGUUAAGUGGGGGCGCGACGAAUGGGAGCGCGGCGGCGCAGCCCCCGCCGGGGGCGCCGCCCGCGCCGGUGCUGCUGCAGCGGAGAGGGUCGGUGUAUGGUGCCAAUGUGCCUAUGAUUACUGAGCUGGUGAACGACAGCAACGUGCAGUUCUUGGACCAGGACGAUGACGACGAUCCUGACACGGAGCUGUAUCUCACGCAACCGUUCGCCUGCGGCACCGCCUUCGCCGUCAGCGUGCUCGACUCCCUCAUGUCCACUACGUAUUUCAACCAGAAUGCCUUAACCCUGAUCCGGUCGCUGAUCACGGGCGGCGCCACGCCCGAGCUGGAGCUGAUCCUCGCGGAAGGAGCUGGUCUCCGAGGAGGGUACUCCACGCCCGAAAGUUUAGCGAACCGGGACCGGUGUAGAGUAGGUCAGAUCUCCCUGUACGACGGGCCGCUGGCCCAGUUCGGGGAGGCCGGCAAGUACGGCGACCUGUUCGUGGCGGCGCUGCGCGCCUACGGCAUGCUCUGUAUCGGUCUCUACCGGUUUCGGGAUACUUCGUCCUCGUGCGACGCGAGCAGCAAGAGAUACGUCAUUACCAAUCCGCCGGAUGACUUCAUCUUGCUGCCAACAGAUCAGGUAUUCGUGCUCAUGCAGUUCGACCCCGGCGUGGAGUACCGCUCGUCGCGGCGCGCGGGCUCGGCCACGGGCAGCGGCGGCAAAGACGACGCCUCCUGACUGCUGCUGUGCAGCGCCCUUACCGACGGACCCUACUCCUACAUCUAAGCCUCCGGGCUCAUAGGCGGUAGGGCCCGACGCCACUCCACAAGCCCCCCAAACAAUUCACUUUUGAGUUAUACUAUUUUUAUCUAGGUUGCGCAAACUCUUUGGUUUUAUCUUCACGAUUCUUUCCAUUCGAAGCCAAAAUUCAAAGUUUUUGUGGUAAUACCUUUUUCAAACUAUUAUAACUCGUACUCGAUUUUAUUUCUUCUUGCGUUUUAAUUAUUAUUUGGAAUUGGAUAGCUAAGUACAAGUUAUGUUACACUUCCACUGACACGGCACAGCAAUCUUCACCAUACUCUUGAAAUGCACCUUUUAAAGAUGUAUAGGGAAAGCCAUGUUCAGGUUCCUAUGUAUCUUUUGCACAGCGAGCACUGCCUUCUAUCUGUCUUGUAAUUUGUGCACACUAUCUCUUUGCAUUGGUACACAGAGAAAACAAUAAUAGAAGUUUCUUGACUGUUAAAAUCAUGACACUGUAAUUCCAUCAACAAGUCCAGUAAAAUAAACCACCUAACUUAUUUCACCUGAAAAGGGUAUCUAAUGAAUAUUUUGGCAGUCAUGGGACUAUUAUCAAACAACUUAUGGCAAUCAUGAAAAAAAUGCAUAAACAAACGCUUCUAAUGCUGAGUCUAAUGAGUAAUGUAACAUCAAACCACACUAAUAAUGUUGAAGUCCAAAUUACUGAAAAAUAUUUCUAAUUUCAACAUUUAAUUCAGUGCAACACUUCGACACUUUUUCAUUUGAAACACUACACACUACACAGUCCAUUUUGAAAAGUGAUGGUCGACGUUCGAUUUUAUCUACGGUUUUGACAAUUGAAUUAAAGUAAGUCUGUACAAUUGUGUAAGUAAAUAUAACCGUUAUUUGUAGCAAUAUAAUGCUCAAUAUUAAAUGAACCUUUAAAACUUUUAAUUGCACUACCGUGUAAUUUCAGAACGAAUUUAGAAUAGGUAAUGCAUGCUUUUAUUUACUAUUUCUUCUAUUAGUGUAGGUUUAUUUCUUUCUCUGUAGUUUUUACUAUUUUUCUGGCAUCUUUUGACUCAUUUGGGACGCUUUUUCGGGGCUAAAGUAUAACUUGUAAGCAUUUAUAUUAUCAUCGACUGAUUGAAUACUCUUAAGCAGAACACUUCAUACAUGAUGACACAAAUGUGAUAAGUUACUCGACACUACGUUAAAGUUAUUGUUUUAGUUUAUAUUGUUUUAUAUGGAUUCACAUUGAAUCCAUCAUUUAUACUUAUAUACUUAGUUUUAAGACACAACUGUUCAAUACUUGAAAUGCACCUGUGGUAGUACCUAGUAUGCAUACAGUUCCAUCGCUCAGCUCACGUUUUAUUUUAUCGAACUUCUAUAAACUUUCAUGUAAAAUGUCCACUAGUUAAGGCAGUUUAUUUAUUCUUUAAUUUCGACGUCUUGAGACAGAUGCGAUUGAAAUACACAUCUUGGAAAUUAUCAGCGAGGGUAACGACAAGUGUUGGCUGCUCCAGCGCUUAUUGUUGUCUUCGACUAAAUUCACAGACGUGUAUUUCUUUUCAUCUGUUUUUCGUCGUUCAAAUUAUUUUCAACCUCAUCUAGCACCGGCACCGCAUUUUGUUUAUUUUUUUAAUAAAUUUUAUUGAAUGAUUGUUUUGUUUUGGUUUUAUUUUGUUUUCCUAUUGGGCGGGGGAUCGGUGGACGUGGAUGGCGGCGCUGCACACACAGAACACGUUCGCGACGACGCGUCGCUCGCGCGGCGCGGGGACGUCAGUGCAAAGUGUAAUUUUGCUGUAAAUGUGUGAUAUUGUUUUCGAAUCGUCGUUGUUACUGGCUUCUAAAGCCUGCGAUGUAUUUAGUGUUAACUCCGGGUGCUUUGACGAUUGUGGACUCUUCAUAGUUUAAUGCCCUUUAUUGUAUUAGAUAACUAAGGCUCAACUUUAAUCGACUCCACGUGCAGACAUGCAUUUACAAUCAACUCGAACACCGGUGCAGUUGAUUAGAGUUCCUUUUUAGAAAUUUCUAGGUAAUACGUGUAGUUACAUUCCCUCGCCAAUAUUAGUGUCAUUUCUUCAGAUUUGUCGGUGGCGUCGAGCCGAACAAACUGACAAGAUGUUUGAUGAACCUUAUGAUGUAGAUAGAUAAUGUGAACCCUUAAGUCCGCCACGGCGUCGCCCGCACGCAAAUAGCACUUAUUAUAAUAAUAAUUAAAAAUACCUCAAUUACCUGAUAGUAAGUAAAGUUAGUUGAAAUAUUGUAUGAAUUUUCAUCAAACAUCCUGUGUAUAGUUGCCCACCGUCACGUCAUAGCAUAGUGCCACUGAGUUGCCUGCAAUAGGCGGCUUCAUUGCUCACUUCAUCUAGAAAACCAUACUUUAAUGCCACGUGUGUUACGAAGUCAAAGUUCGCGCCCAAGAAAAUGACUGGAUACUUAAAUUGUAGAACUUUAAUAAGAGCCCCAUUGCCUGGUAAGUAGGUGGCAGUAUAGACAUCAUUUCAUCCUUCAAAUAGAAUAGGCAAAGCUGGCCUUAUUGCUAUUAGAUAGUGGGUGUGAUGUGACGAGAGAAGUGUGAACGGUCCUGACAACUUGGACAACUGAUCCUAGUUCGUAAAGGAAUUGAAUGCAAACAUACUGCCAUAUAUUUUGUAAUUCCGCUACAUAAGCCCAUGGAAAAAUAAACAUCAAUAAAGUACAAAAGAAAAACCGUGAGACACAGAAUUCCAUACAUUUGAUGAACAAAAAGGAAGUUAUUUACCCUAGAGGUCCAUUCGCGGGGUACUCAGGCUUCCGAUAUACCCUAAGAUCUCAAGUCACCCUGUGUACCAACAUUAUGUGUGGGCAGGAAACCACCAGUGAGCCAAUUCUCUAAUAGUUUUAUUCGAGAUUCCAUAGAAGUGAUAUUGUUACAUUAUUUGAAUAAUGGAGAUGAUCGAACGACCGGAGAAUAGUUCACAGCACGCAUCGACAACAGAAUGAAGAUAUUAGAUAAAGUUUUGAAAAGGUUGUGCACGUUAAAUUAUUAAAA